Molecule: messenger RNA, 4491 nt
Organism: Centropristis striata (black sea bass)
Lineage: Eukaryota; Metazoa; Chordata; Actinopteri; Perciformes; Serranidae
Product: serine/arginine-rich splicing factor 11-like
Exons: 12
Coding region: 2827-3924 (365 amino acids)
Cellular component (GO): nucleoplasm
Molecular function (GO): RNA binding
Source: RefSeq, a predicted model, not a curated record
CAAACUGUUUCCACCUGAUGACUCUCCCUUGCCUGUGACUUCACGUGUCUGUUUUGUAAAGUUCCUUGAGUCUGAGUCGGUGGGAGUUUCCCAACACCUGACGAACACCGUCUUCGUGGACCGAGCCUUGAUCGUGGUCCCUUUCGCUGAAGGUGGGUGUCUCUUUUAUUCCUGCCUCGCUCACAUGGCUAUCUCUGAACAUACGGCACAAUGUGUAGGUUGUUUUGAUAGAAUAGCAAACACUAUCUGAGCCACUGUGAGUUUUUUGUGACCAAGCAAAAUUCGCUAAGCUUUUCAGUGCUUGGCAUUUCUAGGUAUGUAAAAGGGAAAUGUACAUUUGUGUCCAUGUCUGACAAUCUAGCUGUAAACUUCUCUCUCUGUUAUUUGUGUUGUGGUUUUCAUAGUGGACAAGUCAUUUGCAGAGAGCCCCUUCCUUGCUGGCUGAAAGUGGUCCUCUGCUGCCAUCAGGAGAUUAGAAAAAAUAAUGGCACCAGGCUCGCAAGCCCCCUUCUCUCUCUUGUUCUGCAGUAAAAUAUUAACUCUUUAUUUUUUUCUCUCUGUUCAAGGCAUCUUUUCUUUAAAUUAGCCACACAAUGCUUAAGCAAAAUGAGGGGGUGGUGGGAGAGGGUGCAGGGCAAUCAGUUCCUCCGCUCAAAGACUAUGAUAUUUAAAAAAAAAAAAUGUAUGUCAAUUAGUAGGCAUGCACCAGACUAGGGAUGCCCCGAGCACAUCUGCUGGAUUGGGUUGGAUGCAGAUCAAGAUCAUUUAAAAUUAUUUUUUAAAUAAACCUUCAAGCUUGAACCAUAUCUGAUCCUCUCUUUAUAUUUGAACCUUUUGCACUCUGGGAACGCUGUUUGUCAAAAUUUCCCAGUGAGCUUCAAUUUCUGAUAUCCACACUGACGGCAUGCAUCAGCGAGAAAAGCCACUGUAGGUUAGCCGCUUUGCCUCAAAUUCAGCAACAUUUUGCAGGUGUCGUACACCUCUAAAAAGCUGUUCGAUUGGGUAUACUUUGUUUCAUAGUGUCUAUGUACUUUAGCUGCUGUCACAACAGAUUCAUGCUGGUACUUUUUUGUAGAAAACUGUUAAACACCCUUGACAUACACACUUGUGUUUUCCGUUACUGGCUGAAUAGACGUACUUUCAAGUUUAAAUUGGGCGGUGCUAUGCUGGGUUUGUUUUGGUCACCAAACUCCAGGUGCAACAAAACUUAGCAGUAGAGCGAGGACGAUGUCAAUUAGGCACCGGCUGAUGGAGGAGGAGGAGGAGGAGGAGGAGGUCUAAUCAGCCAAAUAAGUGAAGACUUUAUCCGUGUGGGUGUUUAGGGUGUGGCUUUGUUUUGUUAAUGCACAGCUGUUCACCAAAUUUUACUUGUUAUUAAUUCUAAACUGGGCCUAAUUAGCCUAAUGCUGCAUCCACAUGGAUUCUGAUAAAACGAAACACCCUGUGACAUGAUAUGGUCACGAAGUUGUCGUAUUUUUAUUCAGAGGAUGGAAUAAAAUGUUUCAUAAAGUUUUUUUUAUAUAGCAUUCUGUUUGCAGUCUGCCUGAAUCCACGUACAUGCAGCAGGAGUAUAGGCUGUAUUACAAAGUCAAAUAUAAAUACUGGAUCGUGACUUGGCAGAUUGUAAAUACUAAAUGUGUCAGAUCUGGAGUAAAAUGUUCAGGGCAUCCCUACACCAGCACAAAGCAUGCAGGAUAGAUCAACUAAUCAGCUGUGCAUGCUGUAAUAGAUUUUGAAGGUGUGUGCCAUCUAAAGUUACUUUGAGCAGAUGUUGUGGAAGUUAAUUAGCAUAUAUGGCAGAUUUGGUUAUUAAUCAUGAUCAGCACAAACUGCCUUUGGCAUUUACUUGCUUUAUGUGCCAAAGCUUUGUAUUUUACAAUGUGCAUCUGUAUUUCCAAAUUUUCACUAACACACAAGAUAAAAGUAGUUUUUGAGGCUCUGCUUGAUGUUGCAGUAAAAAUGCUUUUUAUUGACCCUCUCCACACAUGACUCUGUGAGUUGAGUGAAUCUCACGUUUAACAGUGGUAUUUCUUUUGUUGUUGUGUUUUACAGUUCUUUUUCCUGGUUCAGCCAGCCCUAUAUACCAGGCCCUGCUGAAAAUGCCACCAACAGUUUUGUCUUCUGCAGCCUUAUCCUGUUUCUCAAGUGUCCUUUCUGUUGUGUGUGUGCGUGCGUGUGUGUGUCUCCCUCUCUCUCUCUCUCUCUCUCUCCCCCCCUUUUUUAAAAUGUAAAAUGUCAGAUUAAAAAAUAGCCUGUUUUCAGAUUGCACCAUGGAUGAUCAUCUCCAUAAGAUUUUCCCUUUGAUUUUACUGUUUGGUUUCUUCAGCUUUGGGCACAUUUGUCAUGUUUUUUUAAUCACAGCUUUUGCUGUUUAUAGCCAUUAAAUGUUUAGUGCAGUUUAUUUUUGACAUUGUUUAGUGUUUUUAGUGACGUUCUGUUGGCUAAAACCUAGCAGUUCUAUAGCCUGUUAGCAAUAUUUUAUCUGGUUGCCAAGUAAGUUUCCUUUUUGUGGUGGGAUUGUAGAAAGUAACCACCAACAAAAGGCCAGAAAAGGUAAUAUGUGUGUACCUUUUCUGUUUUUGUAUUGGUUUUGGUAAGUGAUGUUAAAAUGUACCCUUGUGUCUACACCCAAAUCAUGAACUUUGUUUUCUGUAUCUCAAUGUUUUUGUGUGCUUUAUAGCGAAGCCGCCGGCACGAGUCGCUUGUUCAUAAAACAUCUAAUGAAAGUUGAGAGCACAUCCCACGGGACAACUGGCUGUGCUUGCUUACGUUUGGUUCAUGACUUAAAAAACAAGUACAGGAGUCAUUCCUGAUGAAUCUAAAGCUAUGUCGCUGCUGGCUCCAGCCAAUGCCGUGGCAGGAAUGAUGCCUGGGGGAGGCCUUCUUCCAACACCCAAUCCUCUGGCAACAAUGGGAGGGACGCCAUUCGGAGGUCUCGGAGCUCCCAACAUGGAGCAAAUGGCUGCCAUGGGAAUGCCGGGCCCAAACAUGAACCCCCAGGCUCUUUCUGCAGACUUCCUGAAGCUCAUGCAGUCCAUGGACCCCAAACUGAAUCCAUUAGCGGCCGGACUGAACUUGAAUCCGGGACUGAAGAAUGACGCCUCCAAUAAGGAGAUUGAAGAGGCCAUGAAGAGAGUCCGAGAAGCCCAGUCUCUCAUCUCUGCAGCUAUUGAACCAGGAAAUAAGAAAGAUGACAAGCGCAAACAUUCCCGCUCCCGUUCACGGUCACGGCGUAGGCGGUCCAGAUCUCGCUCAAGACAUAGACGCUCUAAGAGCAGGUCUCGGCGGAGGUCCCAUUCAAGGAGUAGGCGGAGGUCCAAGAGUCCACGCAGGAGGAGGACUCACUCCCGGGAGAGAGGGCGCCGCAGUAGAUCUAGGGACCGGAGGAAGGAGGAAAAGUCUAAGAAAAGGUCGAAGACGCCCCCCAAGAGCUACAGCAGUGCCAGGAGGUCUCGAAGCAUCAGUCGGAGGCACAGGCGAAGCCGUACUGCAUCUCGGUCCCCCAGAAGGAGGUUGUCCAGGUCUCCAUCCAUCAGACGUCACAAGAAAGAGAAAAAGAAGGACAAGGAGCGUGAGAAGGACCGGGACAGAGAAAGGAGGGAGGACAGGGACCGCAGCAGAGAUGAAAGAGAACGCUCCAGCAGCAAGAAGAAGAAGAGCAAAGACAAGGAGCGAGAUCGGGAACGCAAGUCUGAUAGUGAGAAAGGAGACGUUAAGGUGACCCGCGAUUACGAUGAAGAGGAGCAAGGUUAUGACAGUGAAAAGGAAGGCGAGGAGGAUGACGAUGAGAGGAAGAGCGACUCCGACUCUGUGUCGUCCCCCAAAGGCCAGGAGGAGAUGGAGCGCUCAGAGGGCCAAAUCCCCAAAAAGUCCAAACUGAACGGAGACGACCACCAUCAGGAAGACAUGGAGAUGAGCGACUAAGAACAUCCCCAACCAGACCGUGUUAUCUUUCCACUGUCCUCUUUUAUAUUUUUAAUAUAGGCCACAAGUUAUUCACAACAAAGAUUUGUUGUCUAAACUGUAGAAGCACCAGGGAAGGAGCGGGCAUAGAAGGAAAGCAGUUGAAUCAUUUUUGUAAAGUAAAGAAAAACAAGGACUAAAAAUAUAAUUAACAUGAGACAUGGUUUUAAAUUGUCAUUGCUGUACUUUUUUAAGAUCUGUUGAUUUUCUUUUUGUUGCCUUUGUGUUCAAACGUCCUGACGGUGAAAUACUCAGCGCAUAAAUGCUGUCUAUGUAAAUAUUUUACCAGUCGGGAUUUAGUCCUUUCUUUCUUCAGACUGUUAGUCACUCGCCACGCAGCACCAACUUCAUGGUAACUGUUUUGUUGUUGAACCAUUUUUGCUUUAACUGUAAUGCACCGAUCGUGUUUCAGCUGACCUUCCUAUUUACAACCCUUUGUAAGUGUACACUGUAGAUUGAAAUGUGUUGUUGCAAUGAAAUACAAUAGGUUUUCCAAAGGAAACUAAUAAAAUUGGUUCAAACUGUCAA